Molecule: messenger RNA, 1249 nt
Organism: Nicotiana tabacum (common tobacco)
Lineage: Eukaryota; Viridiplantae; Streptophyta; Magnoliopsida; Solanales; Solanaceae
Source: RefSeq, a predicted model, not a curated record
UCCUAAUUGUGCACUUCCCCGCACACGCUCAUUCUCACCUCACUAUCAUCUGGAUACACACGCAAUUCACAAUCUGAAAUUCUCAAAAAGCACACACGAGAUAGCGGAGGAUAAAUUCUGCAAUCUGAAAGUUCCAAAAGCAAUCUCUGAAAAGCUAAUUAAAAUAAGGAUUUCGGAAAGGAUUUGGAGACGAAUUAACUCCUGGAAGUUUAAAGUUCAAAUCCUUUUUCUUCUGGGUUAUAAAGCUGUUGAAGCUUGGAUUGGGAGCUGAUCUCGCCGCUGAUUACGAUGUUGUCCAGUAGCUGAGCUUCAACAUUACAUCUGUUUUUCAGCCUUUGUUUUGGCUUUCGAUUUUUAUUUGCGGUUCAGAAAGUAUUUUAGAGGGGUGUCAUGGGGUUGAGCAAAACUGAAGUGAACUUGAAGAGAUUACUUGUAACUGCACCACAACAGCAAAAUCAAGCAAAGCUUAUACAUUAUGUUGCUACUUUGCGUGAACUGCUGGAGCAGGUGGCUGAAGAGAGGAAUUCAGACGGAUUACCAAGAGUUUCAAAAGCCAAGGUGAACGAAUAUGCAGAGAACAUUGAAGUCAUUGCUGCCAAGUUAGCUAUGCCCAUGCAAAUCCAGUCUGAUGUGCAAACACCUGAGGAACCUGUGGCUGAGACUUCGAGCAGCGGAACUCCCAAAGCAGAAGACAGUGUGAGUUCUGCUUCUGAAGGACUGAGAAGAAGAGUCGGGGUCCAUUCAAACAAUGAGGAGAGAUCUCGAGACUCCAUUGAUUCUGGUCAAUCAGCUGCAGUCAAACUGGAUGAUGCUGCAUGGACACAUAUUGAGAAGCACAGGAAACUUCAGGAGGACUUGACUGAUGAAAUGGUUGUUUUAGCACGGCAGCUCAAAGAGAGUAGUCUCGUGAUGAAUCAAUCCAUCAAAAACACUGAGAAAAUACUUGAUUCAACUGAGAAAGCAGUUGAGCAUAGCCUAGCAAGUACAGGGCAUGCAACUUCCAGGGCUAUGGAUGUGUAUUCCCGAAGCUUCAAGACUACAUGCUUCCAAUGGCUUUUGAUCUUUGUGAUGACAUUAGUCUUUGUCAUGGUUGUAUUACUUAUUCGAGUGACUUAGCAGUCGCCCUUUGUUAGUGGAGAUUUGACAAAAUGCUUGGUUUUUUUGUUACCUUGUAUAGUACCAGAGGAACCUCAUCAGUAAAAUGCUAUCUGUAAUUUUAGUUUAACAAAGUUAAAGUUAUUUUGGGGGA